Molecule: messenger RNA, 1640 nt
Organism: Rhododendron vialii
Lineage: Eukaryota; Viridiplantae; Streptophyta; Magnoliopsida; Ericales; Ericaceae
Product: vicilin-like seed storage protein At2g18540
Exons: 12
Coding region: 194-1426 (410 amino acids)
Molecular function (GO): protein binding
Source: RefSeq, a predicted model, not a curated record
UGAACACUAAACAACCUUACACAAUCCGAGUCCCUCUCGCACUGGUGCUUGUCCAGUCGACAAGGCAAGGAAUCCCUCAAUCCAUAUAAAACCCCAUCGAACAGUCUUCAAUUCCUAGUUGGUCUCUCUGCAAUUCAAUCAAUCGAGAGAGAGAGAGAGAGAGAGAGUAGAACGAAGUUGGAUCGAUCGAUCAAUGGCGGGGGUAUCACUCCAGUGCGGGGACUGCGGGACCCUUCUGAGAUCGGUGGAGGAAGCCCAAGAGCACGCCGAGCUCACCAAGCACUCCAACUUCUCCGAGUCCACCGAGGCCGUCCUCAACCUCGUCUGCUCCUCCUGCGGCAAGCCCUGCCGCUCCAAAACCGAGAGUGAAUUGCACACAAAGAGAACUGGGCACACUGAGUUUACAGACAAGACUUUGGAGGCAGUGAAGCCAAUAAGCUUGGAGGUUGCGAAGGGGGAUGCGGAUAUGGAGGAGGCUGAUGGUGCAAGUAGUAGUAAUCAACCUGAAGAGAUGGUUGUUCCUGAAGUUGACCAGAAGCUGCUUGAGGAACUUGAAGGAAUGGGAUUUCCCAAAGCAAAGGCGACCAGGGCACUUCAUUUCUCUGGUAACGUUAGUCUUGAGGAUGCUGUGAAUUGGGCGGUUGAACAUGAAGAUGACGCAGAUAUAGAGGAGAUGCCAAAGGUGCCGGUCAACAGAAAAACCGAGGCUCCUUCUCUUUCUCCUGAAGAAGUGAAGAUCAAAGCCCAAGAAUUAAGGGAGAGGGCUCGCAAGAAGAAAGAAGAGGAGGAUAAGCGAAUGGAAAGAGAGAGAGAGAAGGAGAGGAUUCGGGUGAGUAAGGAACUUCUUGAAGCCAAGCGAAUUGAGGAAGAAAAUGAAAGAAAACGAUUGUUGGCCUUCCGGAAAGCUGAAAAAGAGGAAGAAAGAAGAGCCAGGGAAAAAAUUCGACAAAAACUGGAAGAAGAUAAGGCUGAACGAAGGCGGAAGCUUGGAUUGCCGCCAGUAGACCCUGAUUCUGCAAAACCUUCCACACCUGUUGUGGAGGAAAAGAAGAGCUCAUUGCCAGUCAGGCCUGCUACAAAGGCAGACCACAUGAGAGACUGUCUAAGAUCACUCAAGCAGAACCAUAAGGAUGAUGAGGCUAAAGUGAAGACGGCAUUUAAUACUCUCCUAACUUAUGUGAAGAAUGCUGCGGUGAAUCCCAAUGAAGAGAAAUUCAGGAAAAUUAGACUCACUAAUGCUACAUUUCAGGCUAGAGUUGGUGCACUAAAAGGCGGAGUCGAGUUUCUUGAGCUAUGCGGAUUCGAAAAAGUUGAAGGAGGGGAGUUCUUGUUUCUACCCCGAGACAAAGUCGAUAUGGCAGUUCUGAGCUCAGCUGGCACCGAGUUGAAUAGUGCGAUAAAUAACCCUUUCUUCGGAGUUCUGUAAUCCCGUUUUCUUGCAAUGUGAUUGAUAAACUGUAAAGGAGACGGUUCUUUUUGUCGUAUAUUCACAUGCAUUUGAUUGAAAUACCUGAAGAAUCCUGAACUUAGGUCGGAUUACGAGAACCAAGGGGUACGUAUCGUUUUCAUACAUGGAGGGAAAUGGGAGUGUCUGUUUAACUUAUUAAUAGGAGUGAGAAUUUGGGGUUUCCCCAGCUCUA